UCAAUGUGACUCGAGUGUGAGCAGACAACGGUUACCUAGGCGAUCAAGAGGUGAUUGUGCCCUUGACUUGAUCCGGCGCAUGGCAACCCAGAAGUGACGCAGAGCAUGAGCAGCCGGAACCAGGACUUCAGGACAACAUUUGUUGUCCGGAACGUAGCCAGGAGUGUCAGUGCUGAGGAACUUUCUACGUUUUUUGGACUAAGCCCGAAUGCUACCGUAGUUGAACAAGGCAUCGUGCAUUCGGAGCAGGCAACAUCCACCUUUCGUGUCAGUGUCAACUCCAUGGGCGAGGCUAUAGCCCUUUUCAAGAAACAUAACUUUACGUAUUUCAAAGGACAGUGGAUCAGCCUUGAGCUCUGGCCAUUCAAGAUUCACAACCAUAUCCCGGAUGUCGAAAUCGAACUUCCUGAAAACACUUCGCUUGCGAAAAUUUACGGUGUCUGCAGAGGAAGCUACGGAAAUGUCCUUUCAGUGAUGAAGCGCAUUUGCACUGCACCAGGCUACGCUCGUUUUUCAGUCUACUUUCUCAAGAAAGAGAAUGCAAGACUUGCAGUCAGCUCCAUACAAUCUGGUAGAGUCGGUAUCGGCCACCAGAAGAAGAAGAAGCCAAGGGGAACGUGAUUGAUGUACCUAUGAACAUCACCGAUCCUAAACGGUCUACCACGCAGAUCAUGCAUAUUGUACCGGGAGGCCAGGGCAGCAAUCCCACCACCAGCAAUACCAUUAACAAUAAUAACACCAGCAGCUCCAGUAGGGGCAACAAUAACAGCAGCAGUAAAUUGUCAAAGACUGGCAGGCGUA
Messenger RNA from Gamsiella multidivaricata, 801 nucleotides. RefSeq lists its product as uncharacterized. The transcript has 7 exons. The record is from RefSeq and is a predicted model, not a curated record. Lineage: Eukaryota; Fungi; Mortierellomycota; Mortierellomycetes; Mortierellales; Mortierellaceae. The coding region runs from base 106 to 621 and encodes 171 amino acids.